UUCAUAAUACUAUCUUUAACUUCUUUUGUGUAAAUUUAAACCGUUCUGUUUCAUACAGUGGCUAUGCAUACAAUAACUUUAAUACAUGAAUGAGUCUCAGAAAUAUUCACAAUGGGAUGUUCUGGCUCUUCUGCAGUCAAAAAAGACAAAGAUACCCAACUUGCCCAACUGCACCAGAGUACAGCUCUACAGUGUGAAAUAAAACCUCACUAUUUUGUUUUGGAGAUUGGCUUUGGAAAAGGACAAGGUCUAGAGGAAGCACUGAAGCAUCUCCAAGGUGGAUCUGGAAGAGUAAUUGGUACAGAAACAUCACAGAAAUUACUGGAUGAAGUGACUAAAAAGCUAAAAGACGAUAUUGCUACUGGAACUCUUGAACUUGACCUUUGUUUACCGGAAACAUUAACCUACAUAAAUAGUAUGUUUGACUGUGUAUACAACGUGAACGGAUUCUUCUACUGGGAAGAUAUCAACACCACAGUGCAGGAAAUCUAUCGCAUUCUACGAGCAGGAUGCCUUUUUCUUACAUGUGUUCACAAAAAAAAAAACGAACUGACGUUAAAAGAACAGCAAGAACUGAAGAAUCCAGAUUUUACUAUACAACAGUACGCUGAUAUGUUAAAGGAACAUGGUUUUGUGAAAAUCAAAAUCCAAGAGCACAGAAAUGCUCAUUCAGGAUUUAAAUAUCAAACUGUGCAAGCUUUUGCUAGAAGGAGAAAGUAAUUAAUUAUCAAAAAGAAAGUAAAGCCAAUUUUUUAUCUAAAAUCAUAACCACAGUGACCAUGUUAAAAUGAAAACAGAUACAAAUACCAGGAAAACAGCACUAAUAAUUAUUAGCACUAAACAGAUAUUCAAAAGAGAUAAACAUGUUUUUCCUUCACAAAAUAGAUCCAAGAUGUAUGCGUACUAAUUCACUUAGCAGAAACUAGAUUUUUGUCCCUCGGGCACUGUUGCCUCCUGUCACUGUAUGGUCAUAUAGUACUGCCUGACAAAGGCUGUGGGACAGUGGAUAGGGGGAGGGAAAUGAUUAACAUAAACAAGCAAAUUCGAUGAAUUGGUAUUCCUUGCCGAAAGGGCUUGUGGUGAGGAAUGGCAAAAAAAUAUUAUUAUUAUACCAGAUUUAUAUAGCGCCCUUUUCAUGAUAAACACGUUCAAAGGCGCUUUACAGCAACUGCAGCCACACAGGGCGCGAAAUCAUCCUCUACUAGUACAGACACAGAGCGAUCUGACCAGAGGGACAGAGUGAGACAAAGCCCCCACAGGGAGAUCAGAAAUCAGAUACAGGCUUGUCCGGCUAACUUAGCCUAGCUCGUUGCGAAUAGACAACCUGGUUCUUUAACGUGCCCAGUGUAUAGCACUGAUACACGCAAGGAUUGCCUGGGUUCCUGACCAGUACACCUCUAGCUGGGUGGGAAACACUGAAAAGCGUUUCGGAAAAUUCCCGAGUAGCUGCCGGGGAACGAACCCCGACCUCAGGAUUGGAAGGCCAGUGUGCAAACCACUGAGCUAUCCGUCCACCCAUAAUAUCCGGCAAAAAGUUAAGGAUGUUAUUAUUCUAGGACUCAAUUGAUAAAUACAGUCGAACUUCGAUGGCUCGAACUCGAGGGUCCCGUGGAAAUUAGUUCGAGUUUUCCGUUGUUCGAGCCAUCCAGAUGGCGGCCAUUUUGAAUUUGGGAAUUCGAGGGCAUGAUGUGUUACAAACCUCACAUCGUAAUAUAUUGUCAUAUUGUUCCUAAAUGUGUGUAUGAUACGAUGAUAAAUAAAAAACGAACGCUGAAAUAUGCUUUAUUUAUUUUCAAACAUGACAUAGAUACAAAAAAACAAA
This is a messenger RNA of Mercenaria mercenaria, 1822 nucleotides long. RefSeq lists its product as uncharacterized. The transcript is spliced from 3 exons. Gene Ontology annotation, molecular function: S-adenosylmethionine-dependent methyltransferase activity. The coding region runs from base 112 to 720 and encodes 202 amino acids. The record is from RefSeq and is a predicted model, not a curated record. Lineage: Eukaryota; Metazoa; Mollusca; Bivalvia; Venerida; Veneridae.